This is a messenger RNA of Capronia epimyces CBS 606.96, 675 nucleotides long. RefSeq lists its product as uncharacterized. The record is from RefSeq and is a predicted model, not a curated record. The transcript is spliced from 2 exons. Lineage: Eukaryota; Fungi; Ascomycota; Eurotiomycetes; Chaetothyriales; Herpotrichiellaceae. Gene Ontology annotation, cellular component: nucleus. The coding region runs from base 1 to 675 and encodes 224 amino acids.
AUGUCACGAUUUGUACCAGCCGGUACAGAUGUCGAUUCACUACCACCAGACGACGCUUGGCUAAAGGCAAAACAACAAGUAGAAGCCCAAAAGAAAGUGAAGGCCGCGGAAGGAGGUCAACAGGAAGGAGGCAAGAGCCUGUACGAAGUAUUGCAACAAAACAAAGCUGCCAAGCAGGAAGCAUUCGAAGAAUCCAUCCGCUUGAAAAACCAGUUUCGUCCUCUGGAUGAGGAUGAAGUCGACUUUCUUGAUUCUGUGCUAGAGUCAAACAGAGCCAAGGAGGAUGCCGUCAAGAACGAGACUGCUGAACAGCUCGAGGCCUUCCGAAAACAACGUGCCCUGGCUGAACAAGCUCUUCUGAACCAGCAGGCAAACGACGAAGUGGGAAAGCUUGACGCUCCGGUGGGUAGGGCUGCGUGGGUGACUCAAAAGAAAAAGCGCCGCCGCGACAAGGAGAGCGAAUCUGGACAGGAUCCUAAGUCUAGGAAACUGUCGUCCCCCACGGACGAUCAAGGCCCUGCAUCGGUGCAACCGAAUUCACUCACUUCCGAUCGUACAAAUGCAACAGAUGCAAGGCCCGAAGAUAAAAAGUCGCCCACACAGUCUCAGACGGAUCCUCCCAAGGUGACCCCAGUCGGACUAGAUUUGGGCGACUACAGCUCUGAUGACGAUUAA